This is a messenger RNA of Aspergillus lentulus, 1881 nucleotides long. The record is from RefSeq and is a predicted model, not a curated record. NCBI's taxonomy places the organism in Eukaryota, Fungi, Ascomycota, Eurotiomycetes, Eurotiales, Aspergillaceae.
AUGGAAUGGAGUGCACAGUCGCGCAACGACGAGGGACGUAGUCAGCAGACAAGGAAUCAUCCCCUGCGCGAGAUCCGCGCGGUCCCUCAUCCGAGGUCCAGCCCGAGGCAUAACAGCGGAGCUCCCCAAGUCGUAUCGGGUGAGACGGUCGGCGGCAGCACCAUUUCGAAUAUCCCCAGAAACGUCUCUCAGUCCGGACGAGCUGUUUCUGAGCCAACGGCUGCGACAGGAACGACGACCCCGUAUUCCGAGCAAAGCCGGAUCGAAGACGAAGAGCGUAGUGCCGCUGACUUUGCGACGGCUUCGCUGGCGCCUCGGGAUGCCGAUGCAAAUGAUAUGCCUAUAUACACUGGCGAGUCUUUGGGAUUCUCUGCGGUUUUGGAUGUUUUCGCCACACAAGCUGUGCCCAGACAUGUCUUCCGGCCAUCAUCGCAUCCUAGUCUUACCGCUCAGGAUGUCGAGUAUCUUAAGUUUAAAGGAUGCUUAACAUUGCCCUCCAGUGAUAUAUGUCGCGAGCUUCUUCGUGCUUACUUCCACCACGUGCAUCCUAUUCUACCGGUAGUGGAUGCUGCUCAGGUAUUGAAGUUUGAGCAGCAGCAUGACCGACCAGCCGAAUGGAAUCUGUUACUCUUGUGGAGCAUUUUCUUCGUGGCAGUUAAUUUUAUCCCUACCGAGACUUGCGCACUCGCAGGAUACUCUUCCCGGAAAGAGAUGAGGGAAGCCAUGUACUCCCGUGCAAAGUGUAUGUAUAACAAUGGCGGGGAUGACAAAAUCACGCAGAUGCAGUCUGCUCUCCUACUCGGGUUCUGGCACUCGGAGAUGAACAACCACGCCCAGCCCUGGUACUGGACGGGCAUUGCAAUCAACCUCGGCCAGAUCAUGGGUCUCCAUCGCGAUCCUGAUGCAAUCAGAUUUAAUCCAUCUAUUACCGGUCGUCGACGGGCUUUAUGGCGGCGCCUAUGGUGGUCCUGCUUCUUUCGAGACCGCUGGUUGAGUCUCACCCUCGGACGUCCGUUGAGGAUCAACCUGCUUGAUUGUGAUCUUCCGAUGCCCUCAACAGCGGAUGCUCUGAGUGAUUUAUCCGAAGUGUCGCCAUCGGUGGCAAGUCUGUUUAUCCCGGAGGACCUGGCCCGGUUGAGCGACUAUUGGAUUCUCCUGCUGCGGUUGUCGAAGAUACUGGGGGACGCGCUGACCCUGAGCUAUCAGCCGAAAAGGCCGAACCCUACUAUUGAGCAAGUUGAAGCUAUAGAGUCGGAGCUUCUGACUCUUGAGAUCCCGCACGACUGUGGCUCCGAGCAGAGCGAGUGGGCACGGUUUGCCGUUUACCACUUGCAGUUACAUUAUCAAGCGUUCCUGAUUACAUUUUACCGCCCUUUUACAAAGCGACUCCCGGAAGGCGUGCCUUCAACCAACAAGACAGCAUAUCAGACGGCAAUAGGUGCGAAGGUAGACGCUGCUGCACUACAGACAAACACCAUCCUCGACGCUUUGGCCCGCGAGAAGCUCCUUAACUUCGCCGGCCCAAUGACACCACCCCUCCUCGUUCCCGCCAUGCACAUUCACCUACUCAACUGCAAGUCCGACGAUCCUCUCACGCGGCAGCUCAGUCUCAACAAACUCGACUUUUGCAUGUUGAUCCUCAAGGUCAUGCAGGACGUGCACACGGCCGCGUCGUAUUACCGGGGUAUAUUCUCCGAGGCGAUUCGCCACCUUUCAUCGACGACGAGUAAGCCAACCGGGCAGGGACCGGUUGUGGUCGAGACGCCGGCAUCUCUCCCUGGGGAACCCGCAAUGGAGACGCUGCUGAGCGGUGAUUUUCUCGACGGGCUGAUGGACGAGGCCUCGUUUUUCAAUUUCUGGGAGCCGCUCAGUAACAUGUGA